This is a messenger RNA of Leopardus geoffroyi (Geoffroy's cat), 3557 nucleotides long. RefSeq names its product BAR/IMD domain containing adaptor protein 2 like 1 (gene BAIAP2L1). Gene Ontology annotation, biological process: plasma membrane organization; actin filament bundle assembly; positive regulation of actin filament polymerization. Lineage: Eukaryota; Metazoa; Chordata; Mammalia; Carnivora; Felidae. The record is from RefSeq and is a predicted model, not a curated record. The transcript is spliced from 14 exons. Gene Ontology annotation, cellular component: cytosol; nucleoplasm. Gene Ontology annotation, molecular function: protein binding. Bases 269 to 1813 code for a protein of 514 amino acids.
UCAGGUGGGGCCACCCGGCCCGCUCGCCUCGCCUCGCCCCGCCGCGUCAGGCCGCGUCUCCUCAGUUCUUCACGGGCGGCGGCGGCGGCGCUACAACUUUUGACAUUUUGGCGGCGGAGGAGCGCGCCGGCACUGCGGGACCGACGGCUGUGGCAGCGGCCGACCUUCGAGGGCCCCUCAGUCGCACCGGCGCUCCCGCCGCCCAGGGUCGGGCGGCCACGAGGCCCCGCCGCGUCGUCCCGCGUCGCCCCGCCGGGCGGCUGCAGCCAUGUCGCGGGGGCCGGAGGAGGUGAACCGGCUCACGGAGAACACCUACCGGAAUGUUAUGGAACAGUUCAAUCCUGGGCUACGAAAUUUAAUAAACCUAGGAAAAAAUUAUGAAAAAGCUGUUAAUGCUAUGAUCCUUGCGGGAAAAGCCUACUACGAUGGAGUGGCCAAGAUUGGUGAGAUUGCCACCGGGUCCCCUGUGUCAACAGAGCUGGGCCAAGUUCUCAUAGAGAUUUCAAGUACCCACAAGAAACUCAAUGAGAGUCUUGAUGAAAACUUCAAAAAAUUCCAUAAAGAGAUUAUACAUGAGCUGGAGAAGAAGACAGAACUUGAUGUAAAAUACAUGAAUGCAACCCUUAAAAGAUACCAAACAGAACACAGGAAUAAAUUAGAUUCUUUGGAGAAAUCUCAAGCAGAGUUGAAGAAGAUCAGAAGGAAAAGUCAAGGAGGACGAAAUGCGCUCAAAUAUGAACACAAAGAAAUUGAGUAUGUAGAAACCGUUACUUCUCGCCAGAGCGACAUCCAGAAAUUUAUUGCAGAUGGGUGCAAAGAAGCUCUGCUUGAAGAGAAAAGGCGCUUCUGCUUUCUGGUUGACAAACACUGUAGCUUUGCAAAUCACUUACAUUAUUAUCAUUUACAGUCUGCAGAAUUACUCAAUUCCAAACUGCCUAGGUGGCAGGAGACCUGUGGGGAUGCUACCAAAGUACCUGAGAAAAUCAUGAAUAUGAUAGAAGAAAUUAAGACUCCAGUCUCUACCCCAGUGUCCGGAACACCUCAGCCUUCACCAAUGAUCGAGAGAAGCAACAUGGUUGGGAAAGAUUAUGACACCCUUUCUAAAUAUUCACCAAAGGUGCCCCCAGCUCCUUCAGCCAGAGCGUAUACCAGUCCUUUGAUUGAUAUGUUUAAUAACCCAACAGCAGUUGCACAGAAUUCAGAAAGGAUAAAGAAUUCAACAGUUUUAACAGAUUCUUCAGAUGAUCCCAGUUUACAGCGAUCGGUUUCUGUCGCAACCGGACUGAACAUGAUGAAGAAGCAGAAGGUGAAAACCAUCUUCCCACACACCGCAGGCGCGAACCAGAGCUUGCUCAGCUUCGCCCAGGGAGAUGUCCUCACGCUGCUCGUCCCCGAGGAGAAAGACGGCUGGCUUUAUGGGGAGCACGACACCACUAAAGCGAGGGGUUGGUUCCCGGCAUCUUACACGAAGUUGCUGGAAGAAGAUGCAAAGGAGGCCAUGAGUGUGCCCACACCAAGCCCAGCGCCAGUGAGAAGCAUCAGCACCGUGAACUUAUCCGAGAAAAGCAGCGUGGUCAUCCCCCCGCCAGAUUACUUGCAAUGUCUGUCCCUGGAAGCGGCUGCAGAUAAGAGAGCAGACAUUUCCAAAAGUAUUUCUACCUUUAAAGCACCGGUGUCCAAACCAGAAAGCACCUCUCCUAACGAUGCAAAUGGGACAGCAAAGCCUCCUUUUCUCAGCGGAGAAAACCCCUUCGCGACGGUGAAACUCCGGCCGACGGUGACAAACGAUCGCUCUGCACCGAUCAUUCGAUGAAGAGCAGGCCGGGAGCUCCAGUCCCUCCGACGUUAAGUUCUCACUUGCAAAAUGAUUUGUUGUUUGGUGUGCGCUUAACUGUUGCAAAGCUUCGCCAAAGGGUGCCUGAUUUUAAAUGUAUUCCACUUGAGCAAAUCGACGCAUUUUCUCAAUUUAACAUAGUUGGGUUGAUACAUUUGUCUUCAAUAAUAGUCUAGUGACCCACUCAAAUCAGUGAAAAUAUUUUCUUCCCAUUCUGUCAGAAGACCAUAAAUUUGGUUCCAAUCCUUACUGUAUCAUUUUUUUUAAUAUUCUGUGAUUAUUUUUUAAUAGAAUGAGGGAUAGUCUGCUUUCGUGACCAGCUCUCUGCAUGAAAUGAGCACAGUUUUAUUUUAAAAAGCAUGUGCUCUUAUCUAGCGUUAUAACAUUAUCUAAAGGAAAGGUUGUGUAAAGUUGCAUCUUAGCAUGCAAAUCAUAAUUUUAAGCAAUAUAAAUUAUGAAUAGUCUAUAAAAUUUAAUUUUUUAACUUAAAAAUUCUUAAUUUUUGUUUAAUCAAAUGUAGAGCUACCUAAGAUGGAGAAAUCCCCAAGUUCCCCUUGAUUUAGACAUAGCUACAGAGCACGGAGGUGUUUUGCCUGUCCCUGUCACGGCCACGUUUAGUACUUGCAUAACCCCAGAGCUACGGACUUUGGUAGCUGGGAGUCACCGACUGGAUUCCCCAAUGAAAACACACCCGACUGUGCUGCAGGUGAUGGGCGUCACUCACGUGUGUAAGGACCCUGCGUGUGCAGACCCAGGGCGUUCUCGCUAAGCCGGCUGACCAAAGCUGCCUCCAUCGCUGGUGUACUCUGAAACCCCUUGGGGUCCAAGUUUCUCCAUUUCUGAGUCGGGUACGGACACACCUACGCACGCCCCGAAACAGCGCGUACAAAGCCAUAUGCCCAAGUCUCAGCAGCCAGGAUGGGAAGUUCUGCAUUUCACCCGAGACCUGCCCUGUGCCCUCAGAACCCGGGGUGUCCCGUGCCAAGGGACCUUGGAGCGAGUGGCCGAGUUGAUCUCUGGCUGCCAGGGAUCGGGCCCUGUUUGGGAGGAGUGCAGAAUCAGGACUCACACCCAGGCCAUUCACUGUGUGUGGGCGAAGAGGGCCCUGUUUUUUUUUAUCACAGCCCCUUUGGUCUCGCCGUAACUAUCAACGUUUUUCUAGACACUUGAAACUAGUCUUGGGCAAACGCAGGUAAACCAGUGUGUGUGCGUGCCACUUCUCGUUCUUGCUCCUGUCCUGGCCGGGUUGGCAAACCAGACGAGGUCCCCAGGAGCUGAGGAGUCAGACCCGUGUGAGGGCUCUCCAGGGGCUGAGUGGUUGGCGGGCAGUACACCUGUCUUGAGGAAAGACGCUCCAGCCAGGAAAGAAAACACGGUCCACUUUAGUUAAGUGGUCCACUGCUCCUCUAAGAGGAGGGUUCACGGAAGCCCGGUAUUUUCAACAGGGGGGUGGGGGGGGUGGGGAGGGUUUAAGACACAGCCCCGGUGUGUUACAGGGGGUGGGGGCCCUGGGCUCCAGAGCUCCGCUCUCUGGGAUCCUUUGGCUUCAUUACAGAUUAUUAGGUGUGGUCUGCGGGGACCCGUUCUGCACCUCCAGGGAAUGGGCUGCAGCGGGCACCCACCUGCCUCACGGAGGGCGGGCGGGCGGGCUUGCCUCAGGCCCCGGGCAUGGAGUAAUGUCAAGGUAUUAUGUUUCGUUAUAAUAAUAAAACUUCGAAAAGCA